Messenger RNA from Tripterygium wilfordii, 643 nucleotides. RefSeq lists its product as uncharacterized. Bases 62 to 490 code for a protein of 142 amino acids. The transcript has a single exon. NCBI's taxonomy places the organism in Eukaryota, Viridiplantae, Streptophyta, Magnoliopsida, Celastrales, Celastraceae. The record is from RefSeq and is a predicted model, not a curated record.
CCAACAUUUUUCACUCAAACGACUACUUCAAGCCUCAAGUCACGCCAACAGCAGGACAAGCAUGAGUCCCAUGACUUCUUUCAUCUUUCUCUUCUCCUCUCUAGCUUUCCUCAUCACUGCUAGAGCUCAAGGCAGAGCCCCUCAUGGGCUUGCUAAUGCGAAUCCUAUGGCUUUCUCACCAUCAGCAGUCGAAUUCUUCCAUCCCAACACAAAGGAACCUGAUACAAAAAGCCCGUGCGAGGGUUCCAGUUGCUCACCGCUGCACCUAGCCGCUCAAGUGCGUUCAACUCCAGCAUAUGAAAGCAAGUUCUCCACAUCCUCGAAAAGUGGAAACCGACUAGGAGCUGGUGCCAUGGCGGGCAUCGUGUUCAGCGUUGCAUCUGUAGUUCUACUGGCAAUGGGUGCUUUCUAUGUGUUCAGAUCCCGUCAAACCAAUGUGAGCCGAGCUAAUUCCGUUCAAGCAUCUAAUUCUGUUAAACCUGAUGCUUGAACUGCUCAGUUUUAGAAGCUUUGGUAUUGCCCCUGUUUCAGCACCUACCCUUUUCAUCUUAGUUCUCUUUUAGAUUUUUUUUUUAGUUUUGGGUCUGUAAUGUAUGUAUAAUCUUCUAGUGAUUUAUUGCAUGGAUAUGUUCGAAGUAUAAAA